CCCUUCCUUCUCCGCCUCUCCCACCCACCCAUGGCGGUUUGAUCUGAUCCCCUCCCACACCCGCACCACUUCCUCCCCCAACUCUCCCUCCCUCCGCCGCUGCCCCCAACCGAAGCACGCGGCACCCAGCACCUUCUCGCUCUCCGCCUCCUCCGCACCGGAGAUCCGUCUCUGCUGAUCAGAUUUGUGGACAUGGCUGAUAAUGAGAAAGAGGUGGGAGAGGGAACCACCCCCCGUGGGGCGGACUGGGAAGUGGUGACUCUCACAGCGUCCGCCUAUGAAGCGGCGCCCGGGCCUGCUGGAACGGAAGCAAAGCCUGUUAAUGAAGAGCACAGUUCAUCCAAUGAAUUGCUCAUGUCUGGUCACUUUGUGUUUCCGCCCAGUGAGCACGAGAACCUGCCGAUACAGACCAGUUUUGAGGAGAUACAACCAGAGAAAGAUGUGCAGGAAGUUAGUACCGGUGUGGAAGAUUAUAGUAUCAAGAAUGAUGCUGGGUCUGAGAGAGUUCAGUUCUAUGAUGAAGGGAGAAACCUCUCAGCUGAUGACGUAGAGAUGAGAGAAACCUCUCACGAUGAAGAUGAUGGCCAUGGUUUUGUUGCUCAGGAUGAUGACAAUGAGGCUGGUGAUGGUUCUGAUGAACAAUCGGGCCAGCCUUUUAAGCCUGCAGACAGCAAGAGCCAUGAUGCUGGUGCUUCAUGUAAAUGCUGGUUGAAGAAGCACAUGACAUGCCUGUAUCACCAAGCCAAGGAAACAAAUGCUAUCUGGUCUGUGGUGGUUGCAGCUGCCCUGGUUGGAAUUGUGAUUUUGGGGCGUUGGCACAAAGAUAAAUUGCACCUUGGCCACCUUAAGUGGCGCUCGGGCUCAGCAGUAAGAGGAUGAUCAACAAGUGGUCUUAGUUGACACAAAGCUCUGAUGAGUCUUCACAAGUCACCUCAAGUCGUAACCAAGAUGGUGGAUGCAAUAUGAUUGUGACGGUGACGAAAAGGAGUACGGGCAAUGUAAUAAUAUGAUGUUUGACUAGAAUUUUAUUUGCAGCCUACAAUGAAUGCUGGGGUUCUAAGAUGUCAAAUUCAAUCCGACCAUUCGCAUCAUCUUACCUCUGUACUUGCAACCUGAGCACCUGGCACAUUAUUUUAAGUUCCUGCUACUUUUGCUGUGAUAUAAGUUUUAACCGAUCCCCGAUGUGGCUGUAAAAUAUAGAAUUGCAUACUGCAAAGUCUGUUAGAACUUGGUUGUUCAGUGAGGGCAACUGAAAUGCAUUUGUGCUUUUGCUUGUGGCAAUGGAAAACCUGGAAAUGUUUGGCUUCUAAUUUGUAA
This is a messenger RNA of Setaria italica (foxtail millet), 1317 nucleotides long. RefSeq names its product ATG8-interacting protein 1. The record is from RefSeq and is a predicted model, not a curated record. Gene Ontology annotation, cellular component: intracellular membrane-bounded organelle. The coding region runs from base 193 to 879 and encodes 228 amino acids. NCBI's taxonomy places the organism in Eukaryota, Viridiplantae, Streptophyta, Magnoliopsida, Poales, Poaceae. The transcript is spliced from 3 exons.